Scatophagus argus is the source of this 7552-nucleotide messenger RNA. It is a transcript of the gene grin3ba, whose product is annotated as glutamate receptor, ionotropic, N-methyl-D-aspartate 3Ba. The record is from RefSeq and is a predicted model, not a curated record. Gene Ontology annotation, biological process: ionotropic glutamate receptor signaling pathway; synaptic transmission, glutamatergic; modulation of chemical synaptic transmission. Gene Ontology annotation, cellular component: plasma membrane; postsynaptic membrane. Gene Ontology annotation, molecular function: NMDA glutamate receptor activity; transmitter-gated monoatomic ion channel activity involved in regulation of postsynaptic membrane potential. Bases 985 to 4977 code for a protein of 1330 amino acids. Lineage: Eukaryota; Metazoa; Chordata; Actinopteri; Scatophagidae. The transcript is spliced from 12 exons.
GGAUAAUGUUCUACUUGGAUGGCAGGAAGCGAGUGGGAAUAAAUCUCAGAGGAAAGUUGAGAUUUCAGCAAGCUAUUAGCUUUGUGUUGGCCAACCUGGCAGGGACAUCCCGGUCAACGCUGCAAAGGUGCUUAAAAGUAGACUAUUAACUCACGAAACAAAGGGCCACAAUUUAUAACAGGAUCCAAUUUCAGAAAAGUAUCAAAUUCUUUUAAUGAAAAACUUAAAUUGGGUUAUACUUCUCCUCUCUAUACGUGUGUGACCUAAACAUUUCUGCCUGCCAUAGAGCCAAGUGUUGAGCAAAAAUAUAAGUGAGUACGGAAAUAAGAGAGUAAACGCUGGUCCAAAGGGGGAGAGGAUAGCGUUUUACUGGAUUGUCUUUCUAGAAGAUUCAUAAAAUAAUCAUAAGGAAACAUCUUCUUAUGCUUGUAGUUUCAAUUCUGAAUGAAAACAUUACGAGCAAAUCUCUCUGGGACCCGAAAAAGAGGCAGCAGGAAAUGUUACCCGACGAGUUUUCAUUAAAAUUCAGCAAGAGGCAGGCUCCGUGAGAGGUUAGAUUAUUGGCCGGCAGGCGCGUGGACACGCACACACACACGCACGCACACACACGCGCACACACACACACACACACACACACACACACACACACACACACACACACACACUUCACAGCUGGUGUGCCUUCCUCCAGCAGAGACUGACAGAAGCGGGGCGACCGCUCUAAGCUGCGAGCGCUCAUCUCUCUUCUCCUCCACCAGCGCGUCUUUUACUGUUGACAUAAAAACUUUGAAGAGGUGAGAGGCGAAACGUCAAAACGCCGACAAAUCACCGUCGACAGCGUGCAUCAACAAAGAAAAAAAGAAGGAGGGGAAAGAAAAGAACCAUCAAGUCCGAGAAAGCGGUGGAUCCGGGAGAAAGAGGGAGCUAUGCCAUCUCCCGUUGAGCAGAGCCCAGUCCUCCUCUGUUGUGUGUCGGAGCUACAGCAUGGUGUCUCUCUCUGGACUCUGGACCUACUGCCUCGCCCCCGGGAGACCUCAUCUCCUCUUCCUCACUGCACGACCGCUCCUGCUGCUUCUUUUACUAACCGCGUUCUCCUCCCCGGAGCCCUGCUUCCCGCACCCUCAGCCUUGCCACAUCCUCGCCCGGAUAGGACACACCGUGCGUCUGGGUGCGCUCUUGCCGACCCGUCAGCCGGCACGGAUACAAAACGCGCUCAACCGCGCCCUGGCUAGCCUCCGCCACCAGAGUGGAGGGGCAGACUCGUCCACGACAACCUCCCAAACACCUCCACUGCUGCCCUACAACCUGAGCCUUGAGAUGGUGGCUCGAUCGCCUGCGGGAGGGGACCCGGAGUCGUUGUCCCGUAGCGCCUGCGAGGACCUGGUGGUCAGAGGGGUAUCCGCUGUGCUUGCCUUCCCCCGCUCCAGGGAGGAGCUGAUCCAGGUGGAGUUCCUCUCAUCUUUCCUGGAAAUCCCCUUCAUCUCCAUCCUUGAGGACACAGAACCUCUUGUCACUAAGAACCGAUUCCACCUGCAGAUGUCUGCUCGUGUGCCUCCAUCAGCCCUGGGCGGCCUGCUGUUGGCAGUGCUGCAGGGAAAAGACGGAGACAGGGGAAGCCGUGGGGAAGGCAGCUGGGGAGGAGCUAUUGUGAUCUGCCCCGGGUGGGAGGAAGGGGGUGAUGGGCUGCUGUCUCACCUGCAGACCCACAGCGGUUCUACCUGGCAUUUGUGGGAUAUUAUUAACCUGACUCGCAUCUCUGCGGGUGGGGAUAGAAGAGGGGAGAGCAGUGAGGAGAGGAGGGAGGAUCAGAGGGAGGAGGAGGCUUUGAAAAUCCUCUCCACACGUUUCCUGCGCUCCCCAUCUCCCAUCUCCUCUGUUGUCCUCCUGGGCUCUGACCCCGAGUGCGUUUCCUCUGUCCUGAGGGCCGCUCAACGCCUCGCACCAUCACUACCGGCCCUGCAGUGGAUCAUGGGAUAUCCCUUGUCUCCAGAUUCACUCCACACUCUAGGAGGUCCCCUCGGACUGUUAGCCUAUGGGGAGGUCGGCCGCAAGCCAAUCAGCUUCUACAUCCGGGAUGCUUUGCAGUUGAUCGGCCGUGCUGUCACUGCUGCGACCAUGGUGAGGCCGGACUUGGCGCUGAUUCAGAACAUGGUGAAUUGUUAUGACAAACCAAACCGACAUGAGCUUUCCUCUUCAGGACAAUAUCUGGCCAGGUUUCUCUCCAACACGUCCUUCACUGGCGCCACGGGCUUGAUCCAGGUGGAUGCUGGCCUGUCUCGGGUCUUAUCCUCCCAGCUGUUCCACAUAUGGAGCCUGAAGAGGGGUGCUCUUGGCCAGCCAGCUUGGGUGACUGUAGGCCAGUGGACUCGCGGCAGGCUUGAGUUAGAAGGGGGGAUCCUGGGACUGGUGGGAGGGUUCUGGAAUAGCCAGGGACAAGGUCUUGGAGCUGGGGUGAGGGGAGGGGAUGGCCAGGGGGACAGUAAUGUGGGAGGACGCUGGAGACCGGGGCUUUCCGUUGAGGGACACCGCCUAAGGGUGGUGACACUGGUGGAACACCCAUUUGUUUUCACACGGGAAGUGGAUGAAGAUGGCUUGUGCCCAGCUGGUCAGCUUUGUCUGGACCCCAGAACGAAUAGGUCUGACAUAAUCCAGAACCUCUUCAACCAGCUGCACAACCCAAACAGUACAACUGCAGAAUGGGAAAGCAAUGAUCUACCAGAGGACCUGAGGAAGUGCUGCUAUGGAUACUGCAUCGACUUGUUGGAGAAACUGGCAGAGGACAUGGGUUUCACCUUUGACCUUUAUAUUGUGGGAGACGGCAAGUACGGUGCAUUGAGCGGGACAGGACGCUGGACAGGACUGGUCGGAGACCUGCUGAGUGGAACUGCUGACAUGGCUGUCACCUCUUUCUCAAUCAACUCUGCUCGGAGCAGAGUCAUCGAUUUCACCUCGCCCUUCUACUCCACCAGCCUUGGCAUUCUGGUUCGUAGCCGGGACACUGCAGCCCCUAUAGGAGCCUUCAUGUGGCCUCUGCAUUGGUCCAUGUGGGUGGGCAUUUUUGUCACGCUGCAUCUCACCGCACUCUUCCUCACCUUGUACGAGUGGAACAGCCCCUUCGGCAUGACACCCCAUGGCAGGAACCGGCUGCGUGUCUUCUCCUACUCCUCUGCCCUAAAUCUCUGCUACGCCAUACUGUUUGGACGCACUGUCGCCACCAAGACUCCUAAAUGCUGGACCGGACGCUUCCUGAUGAACCUCUGGGCCAUCUUCUGCUUACUGGUGCUGUCCAGCUACACGGCCAACCUAGCUGCAGUCAUGGUCGGGGAGAAGACCUUCGAGCAGGUCUCGGGAAUUCACGACGACAAGCUGCAUCAUCCAUCCCUGGGCUUCCGUUUUGGGACAGUGAGGGAGAGCAGUGCUGAGGAUUACAUGAAGAAGAGCUUCCCGGAGAUGCAUGACUACAUGAGGCGCUUCAAUCAGCCUACCACCCCAGAAGGCGUACAUAUGCUAAAGACAGAUCCUCCUGCCCUGGAUGCGUUCAUCAUGGACAAAGCCCUGUUGGACUUUGAGGUCUCCAUUGACGCAGACUGCAAACUGCUCACUGUGGGGAAGCCUUUCGCCAUAGAAGGCUACGGCAUUGGCCUGCCCCAGGGCUCUCCUCUAACCCGUAAUGUGUCGGAGUUCGUGAGUCGCUACAAGUCUGACGGCUUCAUGGACAUGCUACAUGACAAAUGGUAUAAGGUCGUGCCCUGCGGGAAGCGAGUCUUUGCUGUCACUGAGACUCUACAGAUGGGGAUCCAGCAUUUUUCAGGCUUGUUUGUGCUUCUGUGUAUGGGGGUGGGUGGAGCCUUGCUGACCUUGGCAGGUGAACACACCUUCUAUCACCUGGUCAUCCCCCGCCUCCGGCGCACAAACACACUGCAGUACUGGCUGCACACCAGCCAGAAAAUUCACCGAGCCCUCCACACCACAUAUGAGGAUGUUGGGAAGGAGCUGACCGGCCUCGAUGAAAACCCCUCCUCUUGUAUCUCAGAGAACUGCACCCUGCACAGGAAACAGAAUCAGCCUCCUCCACCAUCACCUCCCACAUCUGUCAAUGCUUCCACUACAGCUGGAGACACUUGCAGCUCCUCACCAUCCCAUGAGCCCAAGGAGAAACGCGUGCACUUUGACCUGGAAACCCUCCAUAGCUACCGGCUCCGCACACACACCGCCUCAGUGCGUGGCAGGCCCGGUAUGGUCGGCCGUCCUGGUCUUGGACUAGGAGGACUGGGGCUGGGCAACCUAGGGAGCUUUGCCUCCCCUCCUCAGAUAAGCCUCCAUGUCAACGGGGGCCCCGUCUCUACACUGGCCUCCACAGGCUUGGUGCUCUCGCCCCUGGGAAGGGCUGCCCAGACCAGCAUGUGGGAAGGGGAGCUCCAGGACCUGCAGGGCAAGAUCGAGACAUUUCGUACCCAGCUGAGGGAAGCCCUGGCCAGGAGAGCUGAGAUCCAGAGCAGCCUGGAGAGAGAGAGGAGCGGAUUUGUCCGCAGGGAUACAAGUUUGGAGAGGGAAAGGGACAGACAGAGGAUACAAACUAUUAACACAGACAGAAGUAGCUCCACUCAGCCCAAACUCCCUGAGAGGGACAGGACCAGCCAGCUGCAAACCCUGAAUAAUCAACAGACAGGGAGGGCUAACCAAUCAGGCGGCCCUGUGACUCUAGAGCAUGGGAGAAGCAGCCAGUUAAACACAGUCAACAGUUUGGACAGAGGGAGAGCCAACCAAUUGCGCUCCGUUAAUACCUUGACAGGGGAAAGGACUGUCCAGUCACGCACUUCCACCAGUUUGGAGCGAAGUCGAGUCAACCAACAAGGUGCUGGAAAUGUAACUGUCCAAUCACGGAACACUUCUAGCCUGGACAGACAGAAGGCUAACCUAUCAAGCACUUUGGAGAGGACAAAAGCCAACCAAUCAAGUGUAAGCGGUGGGACUUGAUUGUCUUUCUGAAGCACUUGCUAUGUAGGAAUGCAGAGGGAGUAUUGCAGUUGGUGCUUGCAUACCUGUGGGAAGAUGGCUUGGUUUGAGCAGGUAUAUUACAGUAUAUGUUAACUCACACCGUUACUUACUGCGACCUAAUAAUUUUCACAUACAGAAUUAUUUCCACACUGUCUUACAAUUACAUCUAAAAACCUUUAACUGCAAUUUAAGAACAAUAAAAUGUCUGCAUUAUCCAUGAAAUCAUAAAUAAGCUAUGUAAUCUUGUGGAGUGAAGGAUUCCAGUAAAAUCUCAAUAUAUUUUCACAAGAAGUUGAUUAGGCCAUCUGGCACUGCUCAUCACAGUGCUAAUUAAGGAGACCAGUGGCUUGCAUGAGGAACUGUCAGCCACAGCUGUCUGACCAACACAAGCCUAUCAGCUGAAUAAAAGUACAGCCUGUUACAGGCUGGAGAGCCCUACAAGCACGUAGGGACUUUAGCGCCAAGAGCACAGCAAAAUCAAAGCUAACCCAAUGUGAACAAACAGCUAAUAAAACUAUGCGGAAAUGCAAAUGCAACAUUUGUGUUAGCUGAGUGCCAGCAGCAGAAGGUGAAGAUGCAAAAAAACAUUUGAAGUAAUUAAUAAUUUCCCAAAAAUGUGAAUGAAAAAGAGGAUCGAACAGUGAUACAGCUUUAAAUCAGUGUACCUAAAGACCCCACAAAAUUUCACUAGCACCUGCGCUAUCUUGUAUUUUUGUGUUUAUUAUCCCACCAUGUUCAAAACACCGUUUUGGAUAUUUAUAUAUAGUAUAAUUUUACCAUUGUAAAAUGUGUCAAAACUAAAAACAGGUAUACUGCAAAUUGAGCCAAAUUGAGCCAACUCCCAAAGCUUUGAGAUGGUAAUUUCCUUCUGUAAUUUGAUGGGUUCCAUAUAAAAAAAAAAAAAAACAAACUGAAAAAGGUUUGUUAAACUGUCUGUAGUGGAAUGGAUUCCAGCCAUUUGGAUCAAAAUACAUGCACUGUCUAUAUGGGCAGUGUUACUUGCCAUAAGAAGUACUCAGCCUGUGGAAACAAAGCUAUAAUGACUUCUGUGGCUCUCAAAUGAGCUUUAAGUCUGGGAAAAUAACCCUCAAAAUGAUCAUUUGGAGACUACACAACUUUCUAAGAACUCCUUAAUUAAACAUCAAGCUCAACAAAACUUAUAAGAAGAUGUUAUAGGGAAAUGUAGGAACCGCCAUUUUUUGAGUCACCAUUUUAAUCAUCAGGUUAUCUCAGCCUCUGACGCCUCUGUUUUGAUUAUCCUUUUUUACACUCAGUGUCUUAUGAGUCCCACUACUUUAACAAUGACGAAUGACGAAUGAACAGAAUCACUCCCUAUAAGUUAAAAUCCAGCUAUUCUCCUGUAUUGGAUGUUUUUUUCAGAGGUAAACACAGCUGAUCAUUCCAUUAAUUACAGGACAACCUUAACAAUUAAUGUGUCAAUUGUUUCCAUUUUCCAAAGUGCUGUAGUCGAUGUCUAAACUUUGUCUUUAAACUGAGACACACAAAACUACAGAACAAAAUUACAAUCUCAAAGUCUUUUCGCAGAGCCUUUUAAAACAAUUGUAUAUCUGAUUAGAUUGUGGCCUUGGCCCCUCAACAACUGCCAUCAGUUUGUACUGAAUUUGUUCACCAUGUUCUUUACUGAAGGAAGUUAUGAGUCUGGCAACAAUUUUGUGCUCAGUGGCUGUAUUGUGCAUGAUUUCACACAGUAAGAUGGGGAGGAUUACAAUUGACUUGCGCCCUGUGGAGCGGAGAGAGCUCCAAUAAGUGAGGCCUCAUGUUGUUUUUGUUUGUUUUUACAUCAUUUCAAUUAGAUGUACUCUUUUGAAAUUGUUUCUACUCAGAUAAUGCAUUUUUUUUCUACUAAAACAAAGUUAAGUAAGUUUCAUACCUCGAGUCAAUAAUCUGGAAUCUGAUGAGAGAGGGUUUUCACAGGCUUGACUGCAUUGGGACUUAUUUCAUUUAACCACCAGAGGGAGCUACUUCCCUGCUUCCUGCAGCUAUGGACGAUGGCGAGUUUGUGGAUUGAGUUUUUACUCCAGCUAAACCACACUGACAUAAAUAAAUGUAAGCAACUGACUGAUGGAGAAACGGUGACAGAUGGAAGCUGCGUUGUACUGAGACGCCGAGGACCAGGGGGAACGAAGGCCUUUAUGAAAUCACUCCAGCACUAUACAAUGUUGGGAAUUUCACCGGCCCACGAGUCUGAGAUCCACACUGAAGGGGUUUUUGAUGACACUGAUGUACAUUUAAACGUUUCAAACUUUGCUGUGGUGUGAAGUGGUUGUGUUCACAUGCCAUGGUGUCUCUGAGGAAAAAAAAAACUAUAUUUUAGGUCUUUAAUGAGAAAGAGCUUGUGGUACUGGAUAUUUAAACAAAUGCUUUUAAAGUUACCCCUUAUAAAAAAUUAUAUCAGCAUAUUAUUGAAUUUUAUCAUAAUGACCAUUCUCAUGUUUUGAAAUAAACAUUUAUAUAGAUAUUUUCUGGCAUUAUCUGAUAUUUUCAGUGUUAACCUUUAUUUUAAAAAGGGAUGUCCGAAAACAGUGACAACAUU